CUUUGGAUGUACCAACCCUCUCUCCAUCCUCCCCCCGUCCCCUCCUCCUGCUUUUCCCGUGGCUGGGCGCCCGACCGGGGGCCAUGGCGAAGUACCGGGACCUCUACCUGGAACGCGGCCUGGACAUCCUAUCUGUGGAGAGCACUGUGUGGCACUUCCUGUGGCCUCGUUGGGGGCUGAAGUAUGGGGCUGAGGUCCUGGAGGUCCUGGGAGACCCGCGUUUCAAAGGUCGCCCCCUUCUGGUCCACGCCUUCUCCAUCGGCGGGUACACCUUCACCCAGCUGCUCAGCCAGAUGGUCAGGGAGCCACACAAGUACCCAGGCCUGGCCCAACGGGUCGUAGGACAUGUCUAUGACAGCAUGGUGGUCGGGUCGCUGGAGCAUAUGGCUAAAGGCCUGGGUCUGACCCUGUUCCCUCAUAUUGAGCCCCUGGUGCGAUACACUGCUCUGCUCUACUUCUGGCUCUUCAAGUCCCAGACGGUGUACUACUAUGACAAGUCAAUCGAGGUCUUGUACAACAGCCCCGUCACCGCCCCGGCGCUCUUCUUCUUCUGCGAGAACGACCCGCUGUGCGACCCCGUCGCCAUGGAGGCGGUCCUCGACUUCUGGAGGAAGCGGGGCAUUGUUGUGGAAACCAGGAAGUGGAAGGAGUCUGUGCACGCUGCUCAUCUACGCUGUCACCCAGAGGAGUAUCUCUCCACACUGGAGAAUUUUGUUCACUCGCUCAAAAUCGCCCCCCUCAGGGCUAAGAUGUAAAUGGCUCAUGUGCUAAUAACAGUGGAGGGGUUUGAUCAUUCAAUAAAGCCUGCAUACUCAUGUGCCAAAACAAAUGUUAUAACAGAAGUUAUAACAAAAUUAUAACAUAGUGUAGUCAUGUAGCAUGUAAACUUUUAUCCAUAGAAACUUGUUUGACACAUACCCAGCAUAUGGGUCACGAGGGAAUCAAACCCUCAACACACUAGUUUUACUUCCCUGUUGCUAUAAUAACAACAUAUCCAAACCUAACUCCUAGCAUGUGUUUUGACUGUGCUACAUAUUAUUAUCUAUUUGUACAGAUAUAGGAUCUUAAUUUGACCAGCAUUGUCCUAGCAAAAUAAUUCAUGUUUAGUCCAUAAUGUUUAUUGAUCAGUGUUCAGGCUAUUAAAAGUUGGCAACAUUAAAAGUGCAGUACUGUUAAUAUAA
Molecule: messenger RNA, 1181 nt
Organism: Oncorhynchus nerka (sockeye salmon)
Lineage: Eukaryota; Metazoa; Chordata; Actinopteri; Salmoniformes; Salmonidae
Product: transmembrane protein 53-like
Exons: 2
Coding region: 84-755 (223 amino acids)
Molecular function (GO): serine hydrolase activity
Source: RefSeq, a predicted model, not a curated record